Molecule: messenger RNA, 3207 nt
Organism: Serendipita indica DSM 11827
Lineage: Eukaryota; Fungi; Basidiomycota; Agaricomycetes; Sebacinales; Serendipitaceae
Source: the annotation of a GenBank genome assembly
AUGCAACGGUUGCUCGACGGCAAACACCAAGUCGCCUCCAAGGCGAGCGAGACGAAGCGACGCUUGAUGGCUGCCACGGGAGCGACGCCAUAUCUCGCCCAAAAGAAGAGAGAAAAGCGAGAAAAGGAUGGGAAAGUCGGAGAGGUGGAGGAAUGGAACCUCGACGAAAUCCGCGUCCCUGGAGAUCUCAUUAAAGGAACCGUGUUGACCAAGAUUUCGGAGAAGCGUGGAAAAGCGCCAAAGGAUCGGUUGUUCCGGCUGGAUCCGGAUCAGGGCAAGAUUUACUGGGAUUCGCGAAAGCGUGGUGUCAUAUACAUCGAGAAUAUCAAAGAACUUCGACCAGGACCGUCCGCUCAUUCAGAGAUCAUGUCGCUCCUCGACACCAACGACGCGAGCACGAUUGAAAAUCGGUGGCUGACCAUCAUCUAUACGAUCGAAGACGAGUAUAAAACACUUCAUGUCAUAGCUCCGACGGCCGAAUCGCUUGACCAGUGGUACACGACGCUCUCGCAAUUACGCCAGCUUCGACUCGACUUUAUGGCGGGGCUCCUCCAUUCUUCGUCCGCAGGCACGGAUGGAGCGCUCUGGGACAGACACCACUUUGCCGGUGCGGACAAGAAGAAGGAUAAUCAACUCGAAUGGAGUGAAGUGAAGGCACUGUGCCGCAGACUCAACUUUGGUGGCUCAGAGGACGAUAUAAAGAGGCAGUUCAAAGAAUGUGACGCAGACGGAAGAGGGACGUUGACCUUUGACGAGUUCCAAACGUUUGUGGCACGGUUGAGGAGACGCUCGGAAAUUGCGACCAUCUUCGAAGAAGCAAGGGGUGGAGAGGCAUUUACAGUCCAGAUUUUCGAAAGGUUUAUGCGGGAACACCAAAAACCCUCGUGGACGACAGAAGAGUUGGCCCGAAUCUUUGCACUCUUCGCGCCGCAGAUCGAUGGAAAGGCUCAGGCCGCCUGGACAGAGGAUGCCUUUUCGGCAUUUUUACAGUCGGGAUACAACGCCGCGUUUUCUGAAUCGGUGUCCUCUCCUCCUGCGGCUGGGACGUCUCAGCAAGCGCCAGUGAAGCCACACGCCCAAAAUAGGAUCAUCCACGACAUGACCCAACCCCUCUCAUCCUACUUUAUCUGCUCCUCGCACAACACAUAUCUCAUUGGAAACCAGUUAGUGGGGGACUCGAGCGUCGAAGGAUACAUUCGGGCGAUGCUUGGUGGGUGUAGAAGUGUGGAGAUGGACAUAUACGACGGACCAGAAGCUGGGUCAUUCGACCUUGGCAUUAAUACCGGAAACACUCUCUCCACCGAAGCCCAUGCGGUGCGGGCAGAGGUUGGGGAGGCUGCUGCAGCCGUUGGGCAGGCGAUUGGACUUGUGGAAGAUGAUGCAGAGGAUCGAAUCAAGGAGUCUAUGGGGAAGACUGAGAAGAAAGAGAUCAUGAAGCGCAAAAUUGUAGAAGAUGCCGAUGGAUUGAUCUUGGGCGAGCCAAUCGUCACACAUGGGGGUACUCUUACGAGCUCGCUCUCUGUGCGUAGGAUAUGUGAGGCUAUCGAACGCUACGCCUUUGUCAUGAGCCCCUAUCCUAUCAUUAUCAGCGCCGAGGUUCACUGCAGUGUCGAGCAGCAGAAGGUGCUGGUCCAUAUUAUGCGCGAGGUCUUUGGCGACAAGCUCGUCGUUGCACCCAUCAAUCCAGAAGAUGCAGAUAUCAUUCUUCCGAGUCCUGAAGACCUCAAAGGCCGCAUCUUGCUGAAAGCAAAGAACAAAACUAUGGACGCAGAGGCCAAGGCGUUGGCGGACGAGGCUCCAGUUAAAAAGGAGAAAAGGCAAAGCUGGGUAAAAGGGGAAGCCAAGAGUUUGAUGGGCAAAAUGUUUGGAAUAGGCCGUUCUCGCUCGCCGUCGCCGGCUCCAGAGAAAAGAAAAGGGGAAACACAAGAAAAGGAAGGAGAUGAAAAGCCACUCCAGUUCACCAAAUCCCCCGAAGGCGUGACAGCGCCGCCUGUCGCUGCUGUCAUCGAGCAGUCUGCGAACUUGCCGAAAGUGGAAGUUACCACUGAUGCAACAACAACGCCAGCCACCGAUUCUUCAACGAGUGAAGCUACUUCCAAGCCAAACCCGCCUUCUGGGAAAGUCGUAAUGGCACCCGAACUUGUCCCACUCCUCGUCUAUACAUCUGGGGUUACGUUCCGUGGACUGCAGCCAAAGAAGACUUACGGACCCUCCCAAGUCUUCUCUCUCUCAGAGUCCCGCGCAAAGGGACUCAUUCAUAACCCUGUUCAAGCAGACGUCAAGGACUCACUCAAAAGAGCGCCCACGAUAGCACUUUGCUCAGUGGAUUCCAGCAAUUAUGAACCAAACGUAUUUUGGGCGAUGGGCUGCCAACUGGUCACGGUCAAUUGGCAGACUGUUGAUCGAGGAUGGCAUAUUAACCGUGCAAUGUUCCUUCGCAAUGGCGGCGCGGGCUAUGUCCUCAAGUCACCUGCCCUCCUCGACUCUUCCUACCCGGUCGACCUCUCCAAGCACCGCCUAACCAAGCAUGUCCUCAAAAUCCGCAUCAUCUCUGCUCAGCAGCUUCCCAGACCAAAGGAUCACCAAGGCUACGAAAUCAUCGACAAGGACACGGUCGACCCCUAUGUCAAGGUCACGAUUCAUAUCCCAAUCUGGGCAAGUGGACAAAGCAGCGGGUCGAUUGCGCCUGUUCCAGUAAAACCUGUCGUCCAAGGUGGGUUGGCACCAGGAAGCGGAGCGCGGACCGUACCAGUCAGUCAAAUCUCAGCUCCCCUUGGAGAGAAGGAGAGAGAGGCAGAAGAAGAUCGCACGCUUCAACCUGGUGAAGCCCAGACUUCGUCCUCCCACCAUCAAGCACUCCUCGUUGAAUCUGGUAGCAGAGGCGAGGAGCAGGCAGGUGCUGCCGUCGGAGAGAGAGAGGUCAAAAUGCGGACCAAAACGGUCAGAAACAAUGGGUUCAACCCCGUCUGGAAUGAAGAGCUACAGUUGCCGUUUGAUGUCUUUGGCGAGGGCAUGAGGGAUACCAUCUUUGUCCGCUUCAUAGUGAAAGACGAUAACAAUCUGGAUAAGGACGACUUUGUCGGCGGCUACUGCAUCAGCCUUGGAUCGUUGGAGAUGGGAUAUCGUCAUAUUCCACUCUACGAUGAACAGGCCAACCAGAUUCUUUUUGCUGGACUGUUUGUCCACCUAUCCAUCGAGGAUCUAUAA